This is a messenger RNA of Rhagoletis zephyria (snowberry fruit fly), 552 nucleotides long. RefSeq names its product cytochrome c oxidase assembly protein COX11, mitochondrial-like. Lineage: Eukaryota; Metazoa; Arthropoda; Insecta; Diptera; Tephritidae. Gene Ontology annotation, cellular component: mitochondrial inner membrane. The record is from RefSeq and is a predicted model, not a curated record.
AUGAUAGGUCUGUCAGGUUGCCUCCAGUAGUGGCUGUCAAACUUUUAUACUAACCGAUCUUUUGGUCUUUAACCGGUUCCGGUAAAGUAUGAAGGUCCCAAGCCGAUACACCGAUAGUUUUAGUACCACUGACGUGUUGAAGUCAAAUCCUACAGUGGUACUAAAUUAUGCAUAAUCAGCUGUUUAAUCUACAUAAAUAAAAAAUAAAAUAAAUAGCAAAAAUUACGAGACUACCACAAAUGGUGAAAAAUAAUAAUUAUUAUAAUAAAUAUCAAUAACUUAAAUUGUUUCGAUUUAUACCGGCAAUGCUACGCUUCCUGCACAAGUCAAGAGUGCAUUGGAUGCGCCUGUCCCGUUUUCGUUACCAUUCAACAAGCGGAAGAGGUGGUGCAGAUGCCGGUGAAUCUGCGCGGAAACAGCGACUGAAGUCUACUCUUUACUACUUGACCGCUGGUGGCAUAUUUGCUGCAGGUGCUAGCUAUGCUGCAGUGCCUCUUUAUCGCAUGUUCUGUCAGGCCUACAGUUACGGCGGCACAACAACACAGGGGCACG